UUUUUCAUCGCCGGUUACGACACGACCAGCGCUUCGCUCUCUCAUGUCGUCUAUUAUUUGUCUCAAAACAAAGACAAACAACAGAUUCUGAGGGAAGAACUCAACGCUUUGGACACAGACUUCACGUAUGAAAACCUAAAUCAAUGCCAGUAUUUGAAUGCAGUCAUCGAUGAGACUCUUAGACUCGCGCCCCCUUUAGGCACUAUUCAAAGGGAAUGCGUUAAGGAAUAUAAACUGGGAAAUACCGGCACAGACCCUGAAUUUUUUCCCGACCCUGAUCAAUUCAAACCCGAGAGGUUUCUCAACCCAACACACCAUCCGUACGCAUACCUGCCCUUUGGGUGCGGUCCCCGACAUUGCGUUGGUGUGAGGUUUGCCUUAAAUGAGAUGCGAAUGUGUAUCGCAAAGAUUGUACACAACUUUGAGUUCACACUCGCGCCCGGAUUUCAAUUAACUGUACUUUUGGUACUGCUCGACGCCGUGGGACACGUCAACACUGGGGUAGCGCUGGUCGAGACACUACUCACUGCCGGAAAUCGGGUUAUAUUUCUAUUGACAGACCGGUGGCGGGCAUUGUUGGACAUAAAACACCCCAACUCUAGGAUCCUGUAA
Molecule: messenger RNA, 612 nt
Organism: Medioppia subpectinata
Lineage: Eukaryota; Metazoa; Arthropoda; Arachnida; Sarcoptiformes; Oppiidae
Source: the annotation of a GenBank genome assembly